GAAACAGGAAACUCGGCUGAUCAGCGGGACACUUUAACAACAGCGUUGGGAGAAGCAGAGCGCGAGACUGGGCGUUAAAAAAAAGCAUGGCCGUCAAGAGGCGCUCUAAUGAAUUUUGACAUCCUUUUUUAUGCUUUUUAACUUUAGGAACUCCAGCGUUUAAAAAGAAAAAUCGAAUUUUAAGAGGCUGCGCGUGAGUGAAAGAGUUGGGCGUGAAUUGGGAAGGAUCCCUCAUUUGAACCACUUGUGCAUUACAUUUUUGGUACUUUGACGCCUUAUUUCGUUGGGAACCGUUUUAAACGCCUGAAUCAUGGGGUGCACCCUGAGCUCGGGCGACAAGAGCGCCCAAGAGAGGAGUAAAAUUAUAGACAAAAACCUGCGGGAUGAUGGAGAGAAAGCGUCGCGAGAGGUCAAGCUGCUGCUGCUCGGGGCUGGGGAAUCUGGGAAGAGUACAAUUGUCAAACAGAUGAAAAUUAUACAUGAGGCAGGCUACUCAGAGGAGGAGUGCAAACAGUACAGAGCGGUGGUCUACAGUAACACUAUCCAGUCCAUCAUUGCCAUCAUAAGGGCCAUGGGCCGCCUCAAAAUUGACUUUGCAGAUGGUGCCCGGGCUGAUGAUGCAAGGCAGCUGUUUGUUCUGGCUGGCUCUGUGGAUGAGGGAUUCAUGACGGAGGAGCUGGGUGGAAUCAUCCAGCGACUAUGGAAGGAUGCAGGAGUGCAGGCUUGCUUCAGUCGCUCCAGAGAGUACCAGCUGAAUGACUCUGCCUCUUACUACCUGAAUGACUUUGAAAGAAUAUCCAGUGCUUCUUACGUCCCUACUCAGCAAGAUGUCCUGAGGACCAGGGUGAAGACUACUGGUAUUGUGGAGACCCACUUCACUUUCAAAGAUCUUCACUUCAAAAUGUUUGAUGUGGGCGGUCAGAGAUCUGAGAGGAAGAAAUGGAUCCACUGCUUUGAGGGUGUGACCGCCAUUAUCUUCUGUGUGGCUCUCAGCGAUUAUGACCUUGUCCUGGCUGAGGAUGAGGAAAUGAACCGAAUGCAUGAAGCUAUGAAGCUGUUUGACAGCAUCUGCAACAACAAGUGGUUCACAGACACUUCCAUCAUCCUGUUCCUCAACAAAAAGGAUCUGUUUGAGGAUAAGAUCAGGAAAAGCCCGCUUACUAUUUGUUUCCCAGAGUAUGCCGGAUCCAGCACGUAUGAGGAUGCAGCUGCCUAUGUUCAGUGUCAGUUUGAGGACCUGAAUAAGAGGAAGGACACUAAAGAGAUCUACUCCCACUUCACCUGCGCCACUGAUACAAAGAAUGUGCAGUUUGUCUUUGACGCUGUCACUGAUGUCAUCAUCAAAAACAACCUCAAAGACUGUGGGCUCUUCUAAGUUCAGCCAAAACGCUGGUGAGCAGGAACUCUAUUAAAGAACAUUGUCGAGCGGCCUGAUGGGAAAUCUUUGGGAGAGUGAGAGGAGAGUCAACCAUGAACAUGAAUGUUGAAUGCAUUACUUUAACUUUUUAUUUAUGUUUUCUGAAUAUUUUAACAUUUUUAGAAAAAAAACACUUUUUGUAAAAUAUUUGUACAACUGUCAUUGUUGCUGAAUUUUUCAGUUUUUAGGUUUUUUCUUUACAGAUACUUUGUAAAGGAUAUUUUUCACUUAAGGGUUUUUGGGACUUAAUAUUCAUAGCGUUGACAGAACAUAAGUUCAUGUGCAUUGCAUUUUUAUUUGCAGUUAAUAUUGCAGUGCUCAACUAAAUUAAAUAAGAGACACUUGCUAUUUAUCCACAAUGUUAUCAUGAACACAUUUUCACUAGUACAACGUAUAGACUUGGAAUAAAUGAGAAUUUUAAGACCAAACAAUUGCCUGUGAUUGUAGAGCUGAGAAUUUGAAGGGGAUAAAUAAGAACAUUUAGUCUUUGAACUGUACAUCACCACCUUGUGUGCCCAGAAUAUUUUAUUUUGGAUCAUUUAUAUGAGUAAUGUUCUGUGUACAGCCACCAUACAAGGACAACGUGUUCAUGUUUGAUUUGCCUGUGAUUGGAAUGAUGAAAAAACUGUGGUGAGACUCAGAUUGUUAGAUUGCUAAUGAAUUUGGUCCUCUGCACCUGCAACUCAUGAACUGUUUAAUGGAGAACUCUGAAAAAGGGCACGGCAUUUUGCGUGUUUUAAAAAGGGAUGUGAAAAAAGGCAUUUUAUUGAUCAAAGGAAACCCAUUUUUUUAUCUAUAAGAGGGUCCAAAGGCUUUUACUUCUGAAUUCCAGUAACACGUUUCCUUUCCACUAGGUCCAUAUAAUCAAUGUUAUGUAAUGCAUUAUUCAACCACCUAUACAAUGUGAUGUGUGGUGGAAAACCACAGGAAAAGUGCAGAUGUAUUUUUCUGACUAAUAUGUAUGAUCAAUGAAAUGGUUUUAUACUUCACAUCCCUAAAAUGUCAGUUCUCAUUUGAUGGGAACAAAUGUUGACUAAUAUCCAUAUUUAUGCUUAUAAAAAUGCUGUUGAAAUGGCAGCAUCCUGAAAUGUAUUUGUGUCGAGGGAUUUAUUUAUUUUAAUUUGUUUUAACUUGAGAGAAUAAUCAUUUCUAUACAAAAGCUAUAAAUAGUAACGUUCACUAAUAUCAGAUUUUAUCGGUCUAAACCUGUGCCCGAUUGCCCGCUUUAAAGACGUGUUAAUGAAUACUGCUUUUUUUUUUGGUGAAGCUCAAUUUAUACAAUUUGUCAUGAUGUUGAAUACCAGUGUGUGUUUUAGUGUUUAUGGACUGGCCUCAUUCACUUCCAUUGUGAGUAGCCUACCUUACUUUAACCAUGAUUUUUGUUUGUUUUUAAAUAUAAGUGGGAUGAGUAGGAAUGACUUUUUGGUGGAAAUAAACGGUUGCAAAUGCAAAGAAAAAAAAACAGUGGACAACUAUUCACUACAAAAUGAACCUAAAAAAACAAAAGUCAAUCAACAGUGCUGCUUGUGUUUAAUAAA
Xyrauchen texanus (razorback sucker) is the source of this 2955-nucleotide messenger RNA. RefSeq names its product guanine nucleotide-binding protein G(i) subunit alpha-1-like. The transcript has 9 exons. The record is from RefSeq and is a predicted model, not a curated record. The coding region runs from base 311 to 1375 and encodes 354 amino acids. Gene Ontology annotation, biological process: adenylate cyclase-modulating G protein-coupled receptor signaling pathway. Lineage: Eukaryota; Metazoa; Chordata; Actinopteri; Cypriniformes; Catostomidae. Gene Ontology annotation, cellular component: heterotrimeric G-protein complex. Gene Ontology annotation, molecular function: G-protein beta/gamma-subunit complex binding; GTP binding; GTPase activity.